CUUCAAUCCUAGUUCACUCACAUGUCGCAAUUUUUAAAAGUACAACCAGCACCUUUGAUUGAAGUUUUCCAUGUAAAUACAGCUUAUCAUGAAGAUAAAAAUCCUCAAAAAGUUAAUUUAAGUGUAGGAGCUUUUAGAACUGAUUCCUGCAAACCCUGGAUUUUACCUGUGGUAAAAAAAGCAGAGGAAAUUUUAGCCAAGGAAAUUAACGAAGAAAUUAUAAAUCAUGAAUAUCUGCCUAUCAAAGGCCUUGAAAGUUUUUGUCAUGCAGCCACAACUCUUUUACUUGGGAAAAAUGAUGAAAACAUAUUGAAUAAAAAGGCUCAAGGUGUUCAGGGCAUAAGUGGCACUGGCAGUUUAAAAAUAGCUUUAGAUUUUUACAAGGAGGUAAUGGGAGCAUCUGUUUUGUAUGUGCCAAUACCAACUUGGGAAAAUCAUAAAUUAAUGGGGAAAAAUUGUCAUUAUGCUGAAAUUAAGGAAUAUAGAUAUUGGAAUGCCAAAGAAAAAAACUUUGAUUUAGAAGGAAUGAUGCAAGAUUUAAAAGAAGCGCCAGCCAAUUCAGUUGUAAUAUUACAUGGUUGUUCUCAUAACCCUACCGGUAUCGACCCUACUCCAGAACAAUGGGGAAGCAUAAUUAAAUUAUUUCAGGAUCCAUCCCAUCCAUUGUACCUUCUUUUCGAUAUAGCUUAUCAAGGAUUCGCCUCGGGUGAUCCAGAUAAAGACGCUUACGCUGUCAGGCUUUUUGCUUCUAAAGGAAUCGAAUUUUUUGCCGCUCAAUCUUUCGCUAAAAAUUUCGGGCUAUACAAUGAAAGGAUAGGUAACUUAACUGUCUUAACCAGUUCUCCAGAGACGACUAAGCGUGUGAUAUCUCAAAUGGUUAUCUUAAUUAGGGGCAACUAUUCUAACCCGCCAGCCCACGGUGCUCAGAUAGUGGAAAAAGUUUUAAACGAUCAAUCCUUGUACCAAGAAUGGAAAGAAUGCGUCAAAAAGAUGGCUGAGAGGAUAAUAUCUAUAAGACGUGAUCUGAAGAAAUCAUUAGAUCAGAAUAAUACGCCCGGUCACUGGAAUCACAUUACAGAUCAGAUAGGGAUGUUUAGCUUUACUGGAUUAACGCCCAAGCAGGUUCAACAUCUGAGGGACGAAUGGCAUAUUUACAUGCUAAAUAAUGGUCGUAUUAGUUUAUGUGGUCUGAAUAAAGAUAAUGUUGAAUAUGUUGGCAAAGCUAUAUGCGAGACACUCAAGAUUAUUCCAAAUGAAAUAUAUCCAUAAGGAAUGUUUUCUUUUAAAAUUUAAUUAAUUUAAAAAAAGUGAUUAAUAAAAUUCCUCCAAAUCCUUCACUUAUGUAUUUUAUCUACACAAUCUUAUAAAUUUUUUUUGGAGAUAAUUAAAUUUUAUUACGCAAAUAAUUUACAAAUAAUUUUUUUUGGUAUCGUUUCAAUUACAAAACAAUUAAUUAAUCGAUAAAAGAAUGUUUAUAAUAAUUUAUUUAAUUUGACUUUAAAGAGGUUAUAAUCAUUUCGCAAUAUACACCCUUUUUUUAAAAAAAAUAUUAUAAUUUUAAUCUAGAAUACUUUAAAAUUUCAAUGUCAAAAAUUCUAGUCAUUCAAGUUAACAGGCUCUACUUUCACUUACUUUUUUGCCCGUAAUAUUGUUACUAAGUCGCAUCAACAUUUUAGCUCUUUUUACUUUAGAUAUAAUCAAAUGGUAUUCUGAUACUCUAUUCUGGCCCUAUCUCUAUAGAUAAUUCAGUUUUACUUGUUCCAGUAGGUAGCUAAUGGUAUUACUGUUAUUCUUUUUGUUAAAUAAUUAAAUAUAAAUUCCUCUUUUCUAAUCUGAUCUACAAAACUGUAAGAUAAUGGCAACAUUCCUUUACAUAUAAAUCAAAGCGUGACCCAUUUUUUAAACUAAUGUGAUAGAUGAUAUUAUCUUAAUUUCAGAAAGGGCAAAUUUUUUUUAUAAAAAAUUAUAAUUUUUUACAUUUUGUUUAAUUCAUUCAUUCAUUUUUUUUUCUAAUCGCUCAAAUGUGUCUGA
Molecule: messenger RNA, 2031 nt
Organism: Gordionus sp. m RMFG-2023
Lineage: Eukaryota; Metazoa; Nematomorpha; Gordioida; Chordodea; Parachordodidae
Product: aspartate aminotransferase, cytoplasmic-like
Exons: 9
Coding region: 22-1269 (415 amino acids)
Biological process (GO): L-aspartate biosynthetic process
Cellular component (GO): cytosol
Molecular function (GO): pyridoxal phosphate binding; L-aspartate:2-oxoglutarate transaminase activity
Source: RefSeq, a predicted model, not a curated record